AUGUGUGCGACGACACCAAGGUCGCUUCACUGCCUCACUCGAAUCCCGCUGGAUCAGGCAGUUGGGCUCUUGGUCAACAAGGCGGCGCCCGCACCAAGCGUUAAUAUCCCGAGCUACGAGUGGUGGAACGAGGCGCUGCACGGUGUGGCGCUAUCACCUGGAGUGACGUUCAAGGGAUCCAUCACUGCAGCCACCAGCUUCCCACAGGUGCUGAGCACCGCGGCGUCGUUCAACCGCUCGUUGUUCUACCAGAUCGCAGAUGUAAUCUCCACUGAAGCUCGAGCGUUUCACAAUGCGAAGGAUGCGGGACUGACGUUCUGGACACCUAAUGUCAACAUCUUCCGUGACCCGAGAUGGGGGCGGGGGCAGGAGACACCAGGAGAAGACCCGUACCUCACUGGGGAGUACGCAGUGGCCUUUGUGAGAGGCCUACAAGGCGAAGGAAUGGAAGGAAGAGAAGUCGAGAACAGCAAGUUCUUGAAGAUAUCAAGCUGCUGUAAACACUUUUCAGCGUACUCGCAGGAGGUGCCGAGACACCGCAACAACGCGAUGGUCACCAAGCAAGAUCAAGCUGACACCUACUUCCCGGCAUUCGAAGACUGUGUGAAGCGAGGCCAUGUGAGCUCCAUCAUGUGCAGCUACAAUGCUGUAAAUGGUAUACCGUCUUGUGCUGACAAAGGCCUGCUGACUGACCUGGUGCGUGGUCAGUGGAAGUUUGACGGAUACAUCGCUUCGGAUUGCGAGGCUGUAGCUGACGUGAUCGAUCACCAUCACUACACCCAAUCACCUGAACAAACGUGUGCAACAACACUUGACGCUGGUAUGGAUCUAAACUGCGGCGAGUUUCUGAGGCAACAUCUUCCUAAGGCUCUUGAGCAAGGCAUCGUUACUACCGAGAUGAUACACAAUGCCCUGAAGAAUCAGUUUCGUGUGCUGAUGAGACUCGGGAUGUUUGAAAAGGUGGAGCCGUUUGCAAACAUCACGAAAGACUCAGUAGACACAACAAUGCAUCGGCAACUCGCACUGGAAGCUGCUCGUCAAUCCAUUGUAUUGCUCAAGAAUGACGGUAACACUCUGCCUCUGGCCACCAAGGACUUCACUAGAGACAGAUCACUUGCGUUGAUCGGACCACACUUUAACGCCAGUGCCGCUCUUCUUGGAAACUACUUUGGUAUCCCAUCGCACAUUGUCACGCCGCUGGAGGGAAUCUCGCAAUUUGUACCGAAUGUUGCACAUUCGUUGGGGUGCAAAGUUUCCGGUGAAGUGCUUCCAGACUUCGAUGACGCUAUUGCAGUGGCCAAGAAGGCGGAUCGCCUGAUCGUGUUCGUGGGUCUUGAUCAGAGCCAAGAGAGAGAAGAGAUCGACCGCUACCACAUCGGUCUGCCGGCUUUCCAGAGUACACUAUUGAAGCGCGUGCUGGAAGUUGCUUCACACCCGAUCGUCUUCGUUGUCAUCUCUGGCGGUUGUGUUGACCUGUCGGCUUACAAGAAUCAUCCAAAGGUUGGAGCGAUUGUUUUUGGCGGGUAUCUGGGACAAGCUGGCGGUCAGGCUCUGGCUGACGUGCUGUUUGGUAAAUACAACCCGUCUGGAAAGCUUCCGCAGACAUUUUACGACUCCGAAUAUGUAAAUGCAAUGUCGAUCUACGACAUGCACAUGCGACCGACGCCCGUGACGGGAAAUUCAGGAAGAACGUAUCGUUUUUUCACUGGAGUGCCAGUCUAUGAGUUUGGGUUUGGUCUGUCUUACACCACGUUCCACAAGAACUGCCACGCCUGUGUGGCGACAUUUAACAUUACGGUAACGAAUGCAGGUGCCAUUUCGGGGGAAGAUGUCAUCUUGACAUACGUUGAACCUCCUCUCGCAGGAGAAGGUGGACGUCCGUUGAAGUCACUGGUUGCAUUUGAGCGUACGCCGCUGAUUGCUGCAGGACAGAGAGCUACUGCGAAGAUUUGUCUGGAGGCGAAAGCGUUUGCUCUCGCCAACGAAGCUGGCAACUGGGUCGUCGAACCUGGUAACUGGACCAUUCAUGUGGACACUCUGCAGCACAAGGUGGACAUUCAGGGCCCUAUCCAGAGUGAGCCAGGCGUAGAAGUUACGCGCAAGCCACUACCUCGUGCUGUGUGGGAAUAA
Messenger RNA from Phytophthora infestans T30-4, 2130 nucleotides. RefSeq names its product beta-D-xylosidase, putative. Gene Ontology annotation, biological process: xylan catabolic process; arabinan catabolic process. Gene Ontology annotation, cellular component: plant-type cell wall. The record is from RefSeq and is a predicted model, not a curated record. NCBI's taxonomy places the organism in Eukaryota, Oomycota, Peronosporomycetes, Peronosporales, Peronosporaceae. The transcript is spliced from 3 exons. The coding region runs from base 1 to 2130 and encodes 709 amino acids. Gene Ontology annotation, molecular function: xylan 1,4-beta-xylosidase activity; alpha-L-arabinofuranosidase activity.